GCUUGUCACAGCAGCCCCAUGUACUUUUGGAGUCCAGGGGAGUUAAGCUGAGGGAAAUGUGUUGAUUUUCAUAGGUUUCCCCACUUUCUCUUUCCUCUGGAUAAAUCUGCAAUAGUUGUUCCCCAGACUUAUCUUCGGCAAGGACAAAGGCUAUUCCACUGUGCUUUCAUCCGGGUUCGUUGGGAGCCUGGGGUCAGGCUUGGGGGUGAGCAUCCUAAAACCUCAUUAAGAACUCUCCUUUUGUGGAAGAUCAAGGAACCACCCUAGGCACAGGGAGGUGUCUCAGCACAGUGUUCUGCACCGUAAAGGUACCUGCCAGUCCUGGGCACCCGUGGUCAAAGCUGAAUUGGAAGCAUUGAUGGAACACAGUUUAAAGACUCUGCCUAGCUGUGGACUGGUUCAGAACUCAAGACUAUAAUUACCAGGCGGUUUGCAUCCUUUUUUUAGUUCUAUCAGAAGGCUUUUUGCACCCACUCAGAAGGAGGGGUUCUGGAAGGGCAGCUCACAGGACCGAUUUCCCAGCCUUGAGUGAAGAUUGCAAAGAUUGGGUGUCUCUUCAAAUCCCGAGGAACUAUGUCUUCCUUAUAUACCCGAAGCAAAGAGUUCACUCGGAGUAGGAAAUCUCAAUCUGAUUCUCCCCCAGCAUCUCCCUCCCCAAUUGCCAAGACACUCCGACAUGAAAGACUUUCUAGGUUGGAAUCAGAAGGCAGUAGCCACACCACCACUGAUACCUAUAGUGACCGGGCUUCAGCAAAGGCCCGCCGGGAGGCCCGGAUAGCUUCUUUGACAAGUCGAGUAGAAGAGGACUGCCAAAGGGAUUAUAGAAAACUCUAUGAGAGUGCCCUGACGGAAAACCAGAAGCUGAAAACCAAACUGCAGGAGGCUCAGCGGGAGCUGGCAGAUGUCAAGUCUAAAUUGGAAAAGGUGGCCCAGCAGAAACAAGAAAAAACUUCUGACCGAUCAACAAUGCUGGAGGUGGAGAAAAGGGAGAGGAGAGCCCUGGAGCGGAAAAUGUCAGAAAUGGAGGAGGAGAUGAAGGUUUUGACAGAACUCAAGUCCGACAACCAGAGGCUGAAAGAUGAAAAUGGUGCCCUCAUCAGAGUUAUCAGCAAGCUGUCCAAAUAGACUAAUUCUUUGGAAGGGAAAGCACUUGCUGUCCCCCAGCUCCCAUUUCCCUCUGCCGCCUCCUUCCAACCAAAAAGAGUCAGUGUUUGUGACUGAAGGACCCCUCCCUGUCCCACCACCCCAAACGUUUCUUUUUACUGCAUACCCCGGAUCUCAUCUACCCCCUGUUUUAGGAGAGUUUUCAUGGAAACAUAAUGGUGGUAAUGAGAGAUGGCCAUCUGGGGCAGGGUGGGGUGCCUCUGGAAGCAGGCCCCUGGACCUCCCUAUUGCUCGACCACUCUGUUCAAAUUAGACUCAGUCCAGACCUGAAAGGCUUAUCUCCCCUCACCAGCACCACUGCAGCUAUAGUCUGGUCCAUUGGCCCUGUGUGUGUUGGGGAGAGGGGGGUGGAUCAGCAUGAAGGCUGCCACCUGCUGGCCCAAGGAUCCCAUUGGGAGUGCCAUGUGCCCACGGAAAACAGCCGGACUUUGAUUUAAUCACCAGACGACUGCCAGGGGCAUGUUUUUAUUACACUUGGGUGACAGUUGCUUCACAAUGAGACUCUGUUCUCACCCUCCCAGGAAACACCCCUCCGUGGCGGCUACGUGACUUGUGUUUCAUCUGUCCAGUGACAUUGAAGAAGAACCUCAGCCUCCCCUUCCCCCUGUCUGGUCUGCUUCCCAAGGCCCAGGUGGCCUUGCUUCACUUACUGUUUUCUUCCUCCCCUUUUCCCUUCCCACCUGGCCGCCCAUCCAGAAUCCGUUUUGUGGCAUCUGAGCUCCAUUGGCCUUUGCUACUUAGAAUGGCAUUUUCUGAAGCUGUCAGGGGAAAAGAAUUACCCUGUCAGCCAGCAGCACCUGCUCCCUCUCCGAGGGCUGCGUCAUGUACCGUGCAGGGUGCACACAAGCACCUUGCCCAUUAUUCUAGAUGCUAUCUAAGAGGCUGUGAAAACCCCACUCCACCCCCAUUCCAGGGAGGAUGUUUUGUUUUUAUUUUUCCUGCCAGCCUUACUUUGUGUCCCUGGUAGGAAAAUAACCCAACACAAGGAGGCUCAGGGAGAGGGAUUCAGGUGAAAGGCAGAGAGUGGAGACAAGUUGGAAAGAGGCUUAAGUUGUGUUGGUGGGGAAUCAUAACUUGAACUUAACAACCAAGAAGACUCAAAGCAGCUCAUGGUGUUGCUGGGAUGAGGACCGAAGGAACUAAAUGUUGGAAGAAUGUGGUGGUCAGCUCUUAGAGGGAUUUCCAUCUUAAAAUCAGUGGGGAAACCACUUCGGAGAGAAGCAAAAAGAGAGAUGGAGUGCCUUCAAACUAUUUAAGUGAGUUACGAUAUAGAGUCUUAGAGCUGGGAGGGGCCAGAGGUCAUUUAAUCCAACCAACCAGCCAAUGCUUCUACAACUUCUUGGGCAGAACAGAUGAUUGAUCAUCCUCUACUUGAACACUUCCAGUGACAGGAAGCUCACUAUAAGAAAGUGUGUUCCAUUAUUAGCUAGCUUGAAUUUUUAGGAAGUUCUUCCUAAAUCUAACACUAUGUUCCACUCAUUGAUACAGUAUGCCCUCUGGAGCCAUACAAUUAAUCUAAUGUUUCUUCAUUACAGUCAUUUACCUAUUUGAAGACAAUUAUCAUGGACUUACCCCUCCCCAGAUGUCUUCUCUAUGCCAAAUAUCCUUCAACUGUUCCUCCUGACAGUUUCCAGGCUCUUCGCUCUCCUGGUCACCAUCUCCUAGGCGUAAUGCUCUUGAUGUGGUGUGACUAGUGAAGCAUAUGGUAGGACUAUUACCUCCCUUGAUCAGGGCACUCUGUCUUUAUUAAUGCAGCCUGAGAGAGCGUUAGCUGUUUUAGUAGCUGCAUCACACUGUAGGCUCAUAUUGAGUUUCUGGUCAAUUAAAACCACCCCUGGUCUUUUUCACAGACAUGACUUUGGGGGUGCCAUCCUUGAUAUAUAAAAUUCAGUGAGUUUUCUUUCGAGUCCUUUCUCAUGUAUACUGCCUCUCUCCACUCUGAGUCUCCUCUUUUCAUCAAGGUAGAGAUACUCUUUGUAGGUGUAUGAAGCAUCUAGCAAUCAGAAGUUACAUUUCAAGAGUUUCAAACUUUGUCUUCCUCGCCAAAACUCAGUUUUUGUGGUCUGCAAAGUGAUGUGUUGAUUCCUUUUCCAACCAUUGUCAAGGAAAGCUAUUAUUCUGUGAUAUUUAGGUGACAUUUCAGAGUUGUGAAAAUAUUCACUUCAGGGUAAUGAGUGAGAUGAGUUGUACUAUAAAGCAUUUACUUUAUUCUCAUCAAUGAGAUAGCCUAUAGAGUCAUAAAAGACACUGGAAUGUUAUCUAGCCUUGUUUUGGUCAUUUGGGAAAUUCUAAUAGUAUCUCCCCUAGGAGAAAAGAAAUCAAAUUCUUCAAAUAUCUCUGGCCAUCUCAAUAGAGUGAGAUCAAAUAGGACUGCUUAGAUUUUCUUAUGUUGGUGCAGUCCCCCUCAGUUGACAUUUCCAGAAACCUCCCUCUUGUCUUUUCUGACUGUAGGGUAUGUCUGAUUCCCUCUUUGACCUUCUAACCCCUCCUUCUAGCUUCUACCUGACUUUGUCAAAGAGAACUAGGUAUACCUACUUGGUUUUCUGAAGCCACUGGCAAAUAUUCAGCUUUUCAUGCAGCUCACUACCAGCCCCCAAACACAUAUGCUUACCUAUUCUACAUUGCCCUUCAGGAACGACAGACUCUCCAUUAAACCUGGGGUUUCUGUGAAGCAAAGAGUACCUGAGUUAGUUUAAAAAAAAAAACAAAACAACUUCUUGGUUUGAA
This is a messenger RNA of Vombatus ursinus (common wombat), 3891 nucleotides long. RefSeq names its product protein phosphatase 1 regulatory subunit 12B-like. The record is from RefSeq and is a predicted model, not a curated record. The transcript is spliced from 7 exons. Lineage: Eukaryota; Metazoa; Chordata; Mammalia; Diprotodontia; Vombatidae. The coding region runs from base 574 to 1125 and encodes 183 amino acids. Gene Ontology annotation, molecular function: protein kinase binding; phosphatase regulator activity; enzyme inhibitor activity. Gene Ontology annotation, cellular component: Z disc; cytoplasm; A band.